UUGUCGGCGAAUCCGCACGCUGAGCGGGUGUGUCCGCGUUGCUAACGUCAAAAACAAAUAUAGAUGUCCAAUUAAACGAUUCCGUUAUAAAAAAGUGACAUGUGGUUAGUAGUGACGUAAACAAACACAAUAGCAUCACGUUUCGGAGAUCGGUAGUGUUUAAAUCGUAUUUAGAGAGCCAUUACACUCGAAUUCGUGUGGCAAAACUUAGAAUAGGUACGUUUCACCUCGUAAACGUGGUUCGUUUUGAUGUUAUUCCAGGUGAUACGUCCCGCUAGAAUCAAUGGGAUCCGCUAGGAUUAUAAGGAUUUGGAUAGUGUUGUGUACUUAGUAAUUUUUGUAGAAUGGGAUUUUAAUUCAAGAUGGACCGCGUAAGUGGAGUAUGUAGAUUCGGCGGCGUAGUAUCAGCGGUAAAGCCAAGGACCGGUCGUAGUAAACGGCGGUCGACGGUCUCCCCGCCCGUAGUGGAAGACCUGCCGGAGCCACCCAGGAGAGGCCUGGGAGCCAUCCUCGUGUUAGCUUGCGUACUUGUUUAUCACAAUUGCCUUUAUUGUGGGUUUGUUUUCGAUGAUAUAAGUGCCAUUAAAGAGAACAGAGACUUGAGACCACAGACACCAAUAUCGAAUAUAUUCCUCAACGACUUCUGGGGAACACCUAUUCAUAAGGAACAAUCUCACAAAUCCUACCGUCCUCUGACGGUGCUGACCUUCAGAUGGAACUACGCGAUCCACGGGUUGCAGCCGGCUGGCUACCACCUCGUCAACCUGCUGCUACAUGCAUUGGUGUCUCUACUAUAUUACAGAGUUUGCGCGAUGUUCCUGCCAGAAUUCGCAAGUUUCGUGGCAGCCAUCUUGUUCGCAGUGCACCCUAUACACACGGAAGCGGUGACGGGUGUGGUAGGGCGAGCUGAAAUGUUGUCGUCGGUGUUUUUCUUAGGCGCGCUCCUGUGCUAUGCGCGGGCUGCCAGCAGACGACGGUAUACAGAUUGGCGGUACGUAGCAGCUUGCACGGUGUGCGUGGGAGUCGCGAUGCUGUGCAAGGAGCAAGGCAUCACUGUUACUGCAGUGUGCGUUGUAUAUGAACUGUUUGUGGCCCAAAAGCGGAGAUUAACUCCCGGUCGUUCCUGGCUGGAAAUCUGGGGUAAGGGCGGGUGGGGCUGUGCGUGCGGCGAAGCGGCGCGCAGGGUCACCACCGUGUGUUGUGCAACCCUGGCCUUACUCGCUGCCAGACUGCACGUGAUGGGCGCUCAACUACCCGUGUUUACGAGGUUUGACAACCCUGCUGGGGCAGCGCCUCCGCCGGCUAGACAUCUAACCUUCGCCUACUUACCAGCUCUAAAUGCCUGGCUACUAACAUUACCAGAAGCUCUUUGCUGCGACUGGACCAUGGGCACAGUUGCUCUGUUACGGUCCUGGCGAGAUCCGAGGAACUUGGCCACUUUAGCACUGGCCACCUCACUGGUAGCGGGAGCUAUACAUGCGCUGAGGACGAGAUCAUCUGCGCUGUCUAUGGGUCUAGCCUUACUCGUCCUACCGUUCUUGCCAGCAUCCAACCUAUUCUUCCCAGUAGGUUUCGUAGUAGCAGAGAGAGUAUUAUACAUGCCUUCAAUGGGCUGGUGCCUGCUCGUGGCACAUGGAUGGAGGCUUCUAGCCAAGAAGAGAGCCAAGCUUGCUGCAUCUACUCUUAUAUUCCUGCUGCUAGCUUUCAGUGCCAAAACUUAUGUCAGGAAUUGGGAUUGGAAGACUGAAUACUCGAUUUUUGCGUCGGGUCUUAAGGUAAACCGUAACAACGCAAAACUUUACAACAACGUGGGCCACGCGCUCGAAGCGGACGGUCGCUACGGAGAAGCAUUAGAAUUCUUCAAAACAGCCGUCAACGUCCAACCUGAUGACGUCGGAGCUCACAUCAAUGUGGGCAGAACAUUCAAUCAUCUAGGAAGAUACCAAGAAGCGGAAGACGCUUACGUUCAAGCCAAAUCCCUCCUCCCAAAAGCGAAGCCAGGAGAAUCCUACCAAGCCAGAAUAGCUCCAAACCAUUUGAACGUAUUCCUGAACUUGGCGAAUUUAAUAUCCAAAAAUGCCACAAGACUGGAAGAAGCGGAUAUGUUAUAUAGACAAGCGAUCAGCAUGCGGGCUGAUUACACCCAGGCCUACAUAAAUAGAGGGGAUAUUUUAAUUAAGUUGAAUAGGACUAAGGAGGCGCAGGAAGUAUACGAGAGAGCUUUAUUGUAUGAUAGCGGGAACCCGGAUAUUUAUUAUAAUUUGGGCGUAGUGCUCUUAGAGCAAGGCAAGGCAUCCCAAGCCCUAGCGUACCUAGACAAAGCCCUGGAACUGGAACCAGAACAUGAGCAAGCGUUACUGAACUCUGCGAUACUUCUGCAAGAAUUGGGAGCCGCUGACCUGCGGCACUUGGCCAGGCAGAGACUAUUGAAACUACUUGAUAAGGAUGCAACAAACGAGCGCGUCCACUUCAACCUCGGCAUGGUGUGUAUGGACGAAGGUGACGCGGAGUGUGCGGAAAGAUGGUUCCGAGCUGCUGUACAUCUCAAACCAGACUUCCGAUCUGCGCUAUUCAACCUGGCUUUACUACUGGCUGAUAGACGCAGGCCUUUAGAAGCUGCACCUUUCUUGAAGCAAUUGGUCCGACACCACCCGGACCAUGUCAAGGCUUUAGUUCUACUGGGAGACAUUUAUAUUAACUCGGUGAAAGACCUCGAUGCAGCCGAAAGUUGCUACCGCCGAAUCCUCGAGCUAGAAGCGGACAACGUGCAAGCGCUCCACAAUCUGUGCGUAGUUGCCGUAGAGCGCGGCAAGCUCGCCGUAGCCGAAGAGUGUCUCACCCGAGCCGCAGCGCUCGCCCCGCACGAGCACUACAUACAGCGCCAUCUCGCGGUCGUGCGCGCCAGGCGAGCAGCCGUCUCGCUCCCACACGCCAAACCCGCCGCACCCCCCGCCGAAGUCAAAGCGAGAUGGAACUACAUCCCCCAACAACCCCCCGACCCCCACGAGACCGACCCCUCAUAGCGACAUCGCAACUAACAUUGAUAUUCGAAACGCUGACUUUCUUUUGCCAUUUACGUUUGUAUAGAACGCGGUUUCUAGUUUCUAAUGUCAAUGUUCGUGCCGAUGUCUGAUUUGCAUUUCAUCAGGGUAUACGCAUUGAUUUUCUGAGCUACGCGUUUUUAUAUUACUGUGUUGUUCCGAAAUGACCAUUGAGAACCGGCGUCAAUAAAUUAUUCGAGUUGCGAAAGAGAUAGCGAUAGAACUUUAUCGAUUACUUAUUCGCUCAUGGCGUACGAGCGGCCAUCUUGUUAUUUUUUAUUGAUGCUGGCGAUAUUUAAAAAAAUAAAAAUGGAACAUUGUUUUGAUCUCUAACGUUCCAUAAUUUGCAUUUAAUGAUAUUUUUCUGCAUUUAGAUUUUGUAUAGUAUCGUAUAUUAUGUAGAUAUUGAAAGGAGCUUUCUUCGUUAGCCUGUAUAAGUGUAUACGGUACGAUGUAUAUAACAUGGAAAAUGUAAUCAUAUUAUAAUGUAUUUUGUCUAGUCACCAACUUUAUUUGGCCAUUUAUACUCAAAAUUUACUUUAAAUAUUAUGGUGAUAGUUUAUAGCUUCGUUAGUUUCUAGAUACCUCAAGGUAAAUAUUAAAAAUUGUCUAUUUU
Colias croceus (clouded yellow) is the source of this 3657-nucleotide messenger RNA. RefSeq names its product protein O-mannosyl-transferase Tmtc3 (gene Tmtc3). The record is from RefSeq and is a predicted model, not a curated record. The coding region runs from base 363 to 3023 and encodes 886 amino acids. NCBI's taxonomy places the organism in Eukaryota, Metazoa, Arthropoda, Insecta, Lepidoptera, Pieridae. Gene Ontology annotation, biological process: protein O-linked glycosylation via mannose. Gene Ontology annotation, molecular function: protein binding; mannosyltransferase activity. Gene Ontology annotation, cellular component: endoplasmic reticulum. The transcript has 12 exons.